Messenger RNA from Spodoptera exigua (beet armyworm), 1023 nucleotides. NCBI's taxonomy places the organism in Eukaryota, Metazoa, Arthropoda, Insecta, Lepidoptera, Noctuidae. The record is from the annotation of a GenBank genome assembly.
AUGAAAUACGUGAGAAUAAGCUUCCUACCCUACCUACCUUACCUACCCUACCUACCCUACCUACCCUACCUACCCUACCUACCCUACCUACCCUACCUACCCUACCUACCCUACCUACCCUACCUACCCUACCUACCCUACCUACCCUACCUACCCUACCUACCCUACCUACCCUACCUACCCUACCUAUCCUACCUACCAUACCUACCAUACCUACCCUACCUACCUUACCUGCCCUACCUGCCCUACCUACCCUACCUACCCUACCUACCUUACCUACCUUACCUACCCUACCUACCCUACCUACCCUACCUACCCUACCUCCCCUCCCUACCCUACCUUCCCUACCUACCCUACCUACCCUACCUACCCUACCUACCCUACCUACCCUACCUACCCUACCUACCCUACCUACCCAACCUACCCUACCUACCCUACCUACCCUACCUACCCUACCUACCCUACCUACCCUACCUACCCUACCUACCCUACCUACCCUACCUACCCUACCUACCCUACCUACCCUACCUACCCUACCUACCCUACCUACCCUACCUACCCUACCUACCCUACCUACCCUACCUACCCUACCUACCGUACCUACCCUACCUACCCUACCUACCCUACCUACCCUACCUACCCUACCUACCCUACCUACCCUACCUACCCUACCUACCCUACCUACCCUACCUACCCUACCUACCCUACCUACCCUACCUACCCUACCUACCCUACCUACCCUACCUACCCUACCUACCCUACCUACCCUACCUACCCUACCUACCCUACCUACCCUACCUACCCUACCUACCCUACCUACCCUACCUACCCUACCUACCCUACCUACCCUAUCUACCCUACCUACCCUACCUACCCUACCUACCCUACCUACCCUACCUACCCUACCUACCCUACCUACCCUACCUACCCUACCUACCCUACCUACCCUACCUACCCUACCUACCCAAUAAGCAGAUGUGUAAUCUGCUUAUUGUCAAAGAACCGUCAGCAAUGUUACGAUAG